CACGGCGCGGCAGACGUGGCAGACGGGGCCGCGACGCGACGCGAUUUACGACGCCCCGCGAGCCGCGACAGGGACCAUCGCGGCCGACCGGUGAACGAGUGGGUCUGGGCCGAGCCGUCGACACCCGCCGUCACGUGACGCCGACCUUCGACCGCAGCCACUUCAGCUGACAGGCGGUCAUGUCGAACUACCGAGGAGGCCGUCGCUCCCAGGCCACCUCGGAGGAGGCGAGAACCCCCAUCGCCUGGCAGCACCGCGACCUCAACUACCAGCAGCAGGGCUAUAGCGACCGCUACCGCACAGACCACAUCCGGCGUGGGGCCGGCUCCGUCUCCGACCAGACGUCCAACACGGAGCGAUCGUCGCGCACCAAGCGGUCGACGCGCGAAGCUCCGCCGGUGCAGUACCGCGGCCGGCCGCCGCCCGACUCGGAGAGCACGUCCGGCUCGUCGGAGAGCUCACAGGGCACCAAGGUGCCCACCCACGCCGGACCAGGAGGACCCGCCCUGCACCUAGUGCCGGUGUCGGGCGGCGGCCCGCCGACCAUCCGCUCGGCGCAGUCCGUGCCGCUGCUGCUGCCGGGCCCGGCCGGCCCGCUCACCUGGGACGGCGAGCCGUGCCCCGUGCACCACCACCCGCCGCCGCCGCUGCCCGUCGGCUGCGGCGGCCUCAAGAAGGUCCUGGUCAUCUCGCUGGCCGUCGUCGUGCUCGGCGUGAUCCUCGCCGUGGCGUUGAUCUUCAUCAUAAACUGA
Molecule: messenger RNA, 752 nt
Organism: Pollicipes pollicipes
Lineage: Eukaryota; Metazoa; Arthropoda; Thecostraca; Pollicipedomorpha; Pollicipedidae
Product: synapsin-1
Exons: 5
Coding region: 180-752 (190 amino acids)
Source: RefSeq, a predicted model, not a curated record